GAGGAGAAGAAAAGAAAAAAGAGAUGCAAAAUCGGCCACCGUCAUCGUCGCCGCCGUUACAAUCGCCACCGUCUCCGAAGCUGCAAUCGACUUGAUAUGAUGCAAGGCUUCCACCAUCAGCAGCAACAGCAGCUGAUUUCGCUGCUCUCCGCGGCUUUACCAACUGACCCCUCCGCCGCUUCUCCUCUUCCGUCGUCUUCUUCAUCGGAACCCGUCGCUCCUCCAUCAACGGCGGCUGCUAGUAUCAAUGCUUCAGCUCCGUUUAGAACCAAAAAGACCAAAAAGACCAAAAAAUCCGUUCCGGUGGGACAAAGGGAUUGUAAAUCGGAGAAGAACAUCGAUUCGGGUCGUCUAGCUGCUUUGAAGUCUCUACACAGAGCAAUUACUUACCUCCCGAACUCGCUCCUUAUCGCACAUUCAGCUUCUUAUCUUUCUUCUGGUCUCUGGCAGCUUCUCUCUGACAAGUCUUAUGAUAUGAGACAGGCUGGUGUGUCUGCAUAUGGAGCUCUCUGUGCUGUUGUAUGUUCUAUUCCUGUGGAAUCCAGUGGAAUACAAAACCUUAUGAUGCUGGUUGAUAGCUUCAUUGAUUGGGCUUUGCCGUUGAUUCGAGAUGUUAGUGUUCAAGAUGGGAGCACGGUUCUUGCAGUUGAAGGUGUCAGGGAGUUUCUUUCAGUUGGGGAUGUUAAUGUGAUAGGUAGGUAUGCUUUGCCGAUCCUCGACGCAUGCAAAUCACUUCUUGAAGAUGAGAGAACUUCCAUCCCUUUGUUGAAUCAGGCUUUGGGCGUUCUUUUGGUGAUCUCUUCAAAGUUUUAUAGUUUGUUUCAGCCUCAUUUUCUUGAUAUUGUUGAUGUGUUGCUUGGUUGGGCAUUAUUACAAGACCAAGCUGACUCUGACAGGCAGAUUGUCAUGGAUAGCUUCUUGCAGUUUCAGAAACAUUGGGUAGAUAAUUUAGAAUUCUCAGUUGGGUUGUUGUCGAGGUUUCUGGGUGACAUGGAUGUAUUGCUUAGUGAUGGUAGUCAGGGAACCCCGGAACAGUUUCACAGGUUGCUUGCUUUGCUUUCCUGUUUCUUAGCAAUUUUGCGGUCCACUGCUUCUGGAUUACUAGAGAACAAUCUGCUAGAUAAGAUGGAUGAACCUCUGAGCGAAAUGAUUCCUCGGCUAUUGGGUUUCCUAUCUACCAUGGGGCAGAGAUUUGGAUGGGCGAAAUGGAUCGAAGAUCUAUGGAAGUGCUUGACUCUUUUGGCAGAAAUAUUGCGCGAUAAGUUUUCGACGUACUAUCCUCCUUCUCUUGAAAUGUUAUUCAAGAGCUUAGAACAGAUUGAUACUGUGAAUUCUGCAGUUCAUGGGAAGUUGACAACUUCUCAGAUCCAUGGGACCUUGAAAACUAAUCUUCAGUUACUGUCUCUGCAAAAGCGAGGCAUCCUCUCAUCAUAUGUGCCAAAGUUGCUCAGCUUUGAAUCUCCAAUAUCCCGGUUGCGAUUGCACUCAAAUCGUUUAGUUACAGCAUGUUCUUCUGACACAUACAUAUUCUUGCUUCAACAUGAGAGUGAAGAGCUUGUUCAGCAAGUGAUGGAAUUAUUGUUGAAAGAGCUUGAGUUGUUGAAGACUGUACUUGUGGACCCAUCGGACCUCCAAAACAAGACUUUCGAUGUUACAGUCUAUGAAUCCUUCUCAAAAAAUGAACUUUUGGCAAUGAUUAACUUUGACAUGAAGGUUCUUCUUUCCAGUGUUUCUCUUGGAGGGAGAAAAAGUUUGAGUGACGUACCUAAACUCGCUGCCUUGUAUCUUAAGAGGUCAGAGAAGUUGGUUUCCUUUGUUUUUGAAAAGCUGAAUCCUUUUGAGUCAUAUAUUGAUACCUGUUCCGAGUUGCAAGUCAGCAUUGUGAGGAUGUUAGAGUGUUUAGCUGCAGUUGAGCUCCUUAGCAACUGUUCCGUGCUAAUUCAGCCUGAAAACAAGGCUCUCAAAGAAUUGAAUCAUGGGAAGACACCAUUCAAGUGUACAUUUUUUACCAUGGUAAUUGAGCAUCUAAAGAAAUAUAGCGUAACAAUGGUUAGAGCUCUUCGUUUAUCAUCCCCUGUUGGUGUGAAGCUAGGGUCGCUUGAAUGGAUUCAAAAGUUCUGUGAGAACCUGAUUGCAAUAUCGAAGAAUUUUAAUAUAGAUGCUUACUUCUAUAAAUCAUUUCCAUUUGCUGGUGCAGUUAGAGAUAUAAUUAUGGCGGUUUUAGAUGCUGCAUUUGAUAGUGAACCGAAAGUGAGGAGUCGGUCUGCAAUGGUUUUAGAGCUGCUUCUGGAGGUAAAGCUGAUAAACCCAAUUCAUUUUUAUUCUCUGGCUGAAAUCCUCCUUGAAAAGCUUGGAGAUCCAGAUACGAGUAUAAAGAAUGCAUUCAUUAAGUUGCUUUCCCAUCUCUUACCAGCUACCCAGUAUGCUUGUGGCAUGCACAGUGAGGUAGAACAUAGGGCUCUAAGGCCCCAAGUUCUUAUGCUAGGAAACGGUUACUUGCACUGGAAGCAAGUCUUUGCACUGAAGCAACCGGACCAUCAUUUUCAGUCGCAGCAACUUGUUUCUGUCUUGAAUUAUGUCUCCCAGAGAUGGAAAGUUCCUUUUACUUCUUGGAUCCAAGGGCUCAUUAAUGCUUUUCAAGGAUCAAAGGAUACCGGUGCUAAGCAGCCUGAUGAAAACUUGAUUAAGAAUGGAUGGUUGGCUAUAAAAGCUGAGAAAAGCUCGAUCGAGAGAAUCUGCUUGGCAAAUAACCUGGCAGGGGCUUGGUGGGCUGUGCAUGAAGCUGCUAGGUUUUGUGUUAGCACACGCCUCCGUACCAACUUUGGUGGUCCUACUCAAACUUUUGCAGUCCUAGAGCGAAUGCUUUUAGACAUCACAACUGUGCUACAGGUUGAUAGCGAGCAAACUAAUGUUGGCUCUUCUGGUGCCCAUCUGUUACCAAUGAGGUUACUAUUGGAUUUUGUGGAGGCAUUGAAAAAAAACGUGUACAAUGCGUAUGAGGGGACUGCUGUUUUAUCCUCAUCGCUUCCACAAAGUGUCCUGUUUUUCCGAGCUAACCGGAAAGUUUGCGAAGAAUGGUUUUCUCGUAUAUCCGAACCAAUGAUGAAUGCUGGUAUAUCGCUCCAGUCUCACGAUGCUACGGUUGAGUAUUGCACAUUGCGGCUUGAAGAGCUAAGAAGUCGUGCAACAUUAGUGAAGAAAGAAAAGUCUAAAAUGCAGGAUUUUGACAAUGUUAACAGUGCUGGAGCUCAUAUAUAUUCAGACAUCUCAAGGAUUUUACGACAUAUGGCAUUGGCUUUGUGUCAGAAUCAUGAUGCAUAUGCUCUGCUUGGCGUUCACAAAUGGGUAUCAAUAAAUUUUGCUCCUUUGGUCGCAGAAGAAAGCAACCUGCAGAAGCUCAGUGGUGAUUUGGCGCUGUUUCCAUGGAUCACAGGGUUGAUUUAUCAGUCAGAAGGACGAUAUGAGAAAGCAGCUGCGCAUUUUGCUCAUUUAUUAGAGGAAGAGGACUCUCUCAGCACUAUGGGUUCUGAUGACAUUCAAUUUGUGAUUGAACGGAUAAUUGAGAGUUAUACUGCUUUAUCUGAUUGGAAAUCUCUAGAUUCCUGGCUUUCAGAGCUGCAGGCGCUUCGUGCUAGGCAUGCAGGCAAAAGCUUUUCAGGUUCUUUGACUGCUGCUGGAAAUGAAAUAAAUGCAAUACGGGCCUUGGCGCGUUUCGAUGAAGGUAAUAUUCAGGCAGCAUGGGCAUGUCUUGAUUUAACGCCUAAAACUAGUGUUGAACUGUCACUUAAUCCAAAGGUGGCCUUGCAAAGAAGUGAACAGAUGCUUCUGCAGGCAAUGCUUCUUCAAGCUGAAGGAAAUGCCCAAAGGGUUCCACCUACCUUACAGAAGGCCCGAUCAAUGCUAGAUGAAACUUCACUGGCUCUGUCAUUUGAUGGAUUAUCUGAAACAGCACCAUAUGCCACACAGUUGCAUUGCCUCUUUGCUUUUGAAGAGAGUCAUCAGCUGAGAGACAGUGAACCUAAACAGAAACACAGUAAUUUGAUGUUAAGCUCCUGCGUAUGGUCAAUGCAGUCUAUGAUCAAUAGAAUCCAUCGUGACUGUAGCCCUUGGUUAAAAGUUCUACGAAUUUAUCGGACAAUUUUGCCGACAAGCUGGGUUACUCUGAAGCUUUGCAUGGACUUGCUUGGGUUUGCCCGCAAGCAAGGAAAUUUCUUGCUUGCAAAUCAUCUUAAAGAGUAUCUGAAUGAUCAUGUAUCCAGUUGUGAUGAGGUUAAGUUGCAGGACUUUCUUAUAUCAAAUUUGCAGUACCAGGGAGCCUUGAUGAUGUAUGCAGAAAAUAAAGUUCAAGAUGCGGUUGUGGAUCUUUGGUCUUUUGUACAGCCAGAGGUAACUGCGUUAGAGCCAGUAUGUUUGGAUGCUGGUGUGGCCUUUUUAAAGGCAAAAGCAUGCUUAAAACUUGCAACUUGGCUCAAAGGGGAUGUUAUUUCCCUGGAUUUGGAAAAUGUCGUCCUGAAGAUGUCGACAAAUUUUAACAGAACUGAGAUUCCUUCAUCUGUAAGCAGGGAGCCUCUCUUAUACGAGAGCUCAAAACCAAGCAUAAAGGCUAUUAGUGAGGAGAUGAUUGGCACGGUUACAAAAGUGUCUACCCAGCUUUGUUCUGCAAUGGGAAAAUCAUGGAUUUCAUAUGCUUCAUGGUGUUUUCGUCAGGCAACAGAGUCUUCUUGCAAACCUAAUGACUCCACCCUCCACUCAUUCUCCUUUUCAAGCAUUCUUGCUCAAGAGAUCCAACCUGGAAGGUUUCACUUGACUGAAGAUGAGACCCAAUCCGUGGAGUCUAUUGUUAAGGAGCUUCUUCAGAAGGAUGAUAUCAAGGAUCUCACCGACACUGGGCAAGAUGGAAACUACCAUACAACUACUGCAGACCAUUCCGACGAAAGAAAGAAAGCAUUGCAGCAGCAACUGAUUGAAACGAUAGAAAAUGCCGCUGCAGCUCCUGGUGCAGAAAAUUGUGACUGGGAUAGUCUCUCUGUUCAUCUAGCUUCUCAAUUAACUGAUUUACUGCUGUGCGCAAAGCAAAAUGUGGAAGAUACUGAUAUAGCACCAAUAGUUAAAAAGCUGAUUGAAGUCUGGUGGUCACUGAGAAAAAGAAGGGUAUCUCUCUUUGGGCAUGCCGCACUUGGUUUCACACAGUACCUUCGUUAUUCAUCCAAAAAUCUGCACACUAGUGAGUUUACAGGUGUAGACUAUGAUCCACUGAACAAAAAAUCAGGUAGCCAUACGUUAAGAUCAACACUGUAUAUUUUGCACAUCCUUCUGAACUACGGAGUGGAGUUAAAAGAUACACUGGGACAUGCUCUUUCGAUGGUUCCCUUGGAGCCUUGGCAGGAAGUAACACCUCAGCUUUUUGCUCGGUUGAGCUCUCACCCUGAGGAGGUAGUGCGGAAAGAAAUUAAAGGCUUACUGAUAAUGCUGGCGAAGUUGUGUCCCUGGUCCAUAGUGUAUCCAACACUUGUUGACGUGAAUGCUUGUGACGAGAAGCCUUCUGAAGAGUUGUUGCACGUAAAAGCAUAUCUGACUGAACUAUAUCCAAGAUUAAUCCAGGAUGUGCAGCUUAUGCUUAAUGAGCUUGGGAAUGUGACUGUCCUUUGGGAGGAGUUGUGGCUCAGCACACUGCAAGAUCUCCACAUGGAUGUAAUAAGGCGGAUAAACCUGCUGAAAGAAGAGGCUGCUCGUGUUUCUGAAAAUGUUACUCUAAGCCAGAGUGAGAAGGACGAGAUAAAUGCUGCCAGAUAUUCUGCCAUGAUGGCCCCUAUUGUUGUUGCAUUAGAACGUCGCUUAGCGUCAACCUCUAGGAAGCCUGAAACACCUCAUGAGGAUUGGUUCCAUGAGGAGUACAUAGAACGUAUAAAAUCAGCAAUCUUGACAUUUAAAACCCCUCCCUUGCCUGAUGCUCUGGGGGAAGUGUGGCGUCCACUUGAUAGUAUCGCUGCGUCUUUGGCUUCUCAUCAAAAAAAGUCAUCAGUAUCUUUAAAGGAAGUUGCUCCUAGUUUGUCUUUGUUAUCAUCCUGUAACAUUCCAAUGCCUGGUCUGGAGAAGCAGCCCACCUUAUCUGAAUCUGACACUUCACUUCACGGAAUAGUCACAAUUUCUUCUCUUUCAGAUCAUGUGAACAUCCUUCCAACUAAGACACGACCUAAAAAGCUUGUCAUGUUUGGCUCUGAUGGAAAGAAAUAUAUUUAUCUGUUAAAAGGCAGGGAAGACUUGCGCCUUGACGCUAGAAUUAUGCAAUUGCUUCAGGCUAUUAACACUUUCUUCUGCUCCUCUCGAUCAACAGAUGGUGGUAGUAUUGGCAUUCGCUAUUAUUCUGUCACUCCUAUUAGUGGUAGAGCUGGUCUAAUCCAGUGGGUAGACAAUGUUAUAAGCAUAUAUAGCAUUUUCAGGUCUUGGCAGACACGUGUCAAGGUUGCCCAAAUGCCGCCAUCGGCUCCUGGUAGUGCAAAAAAUCCAGAUCUACCACCUGUUCCCCGACCAAGCGAUAUGUUUUACGGGAAAAUAAUCCCAGCCCUCAAGGAGAAAGGUGUAAGAAGAGUAAUUUCACGAAGAGACUGGCCUCAUGAUGUUAAGCGUAAAGUACUAUUGGAUCUUAUGAAGGAGGUGCCAAAACAGCUACUGCACAAGGAACUUUGGUGUGCUAGUGAAGGGUUCAAAGCCUUCACAAUAAAGCUUAAAAGGUACUCUGGUAGUGUCGCAGCUAUGAGUAUAGUUGGUCACAUGCUCGGCCUUGGGGACAGACAUUUGGACAACAUUCUCAUGGAUUUUUGUAGCGGGGAUGUGGUUCAUAUAGAUUACAAUGUCUGUUUUGAUAAAGGGCAACGGCUUGAAGUUCCUGAGAUAGUACCAUUUCGUCUAACCCAGACAAUGGAAGCUGCAUUAGGGUUGACAGGUGUCGAAGGCACAUUUAGAGCAAAUUGUGAAGCUGUUCUUGGUGUUCUAAGGAAAAACAAGGACAUACUCUUGAUGUUGAUGGAAGUUUUUGUUUGGGACCCACUUGUUGAGUGGACCCGAGGAAAUUUCCAUGAUGAUGCUGCCAUUGGUGGUGAAGAAAGAAAAGAUAUGGAGGUUGCCGUUAGCUUGAGUUUGUUUUCAUCAAGAGUGCAGGAAAUCCGUGUUCGGUUGCAGGAGCAUCAUGAUCUCUUACUGGCAACAUUACCAGCUGUUGAAUUGUCUCUGGAGCGGUUUUCCAAGGUUCUGAAUCAAUAUGAGAUUGCAUCAUCUGUUUUUCUUCAAGCUGAUCAAGAAAGAUCAAAACUUAUUCUGCGUGAGACAUCUGCAAAGAAGACAGUUGCAGAAGCAGCUUGCAAUUCAGAAAACAUUCGCGCUUCUUUUGAGAUUCAAGCUCAAGAAUUUUCUCAAGUAAAAGCCUUGGUCUCUGAAAAAGCUCAAGAAUCAUUGGUUUGGAUGGAGCAGCGUGGAAGGAUCCUUGGUGCCUUACGAAGAAAUUUGAUUCCUGAAAUUACUGCCCCCACAGUGUUGACAAGUAAAUUGGGUUCUUUAUCUUUGACGUCUGCUGUUCUUGUUGCUGGAGUUCGACUGACUGUAGUUCCAGAGCCAACUCAAGUACAAUGCAACAAUAUUGACACAGAAAUUUCCCUUCUAGUUAAUGACCUCAGUAACGGCCUCUCAUCUGCUUUGGUUGCACUUCAAACAUAUUCUUUGGCUUUGCAAAGAAUUUUGCCUCUUAACUACCAUACAACAAGCCAGGUAUACGAUUGGGUGCAAGUCUUGCAGUUAGCUGCGCAUGCUCUGUCUACUGAUAUCCUAUCCCUUGCCAAAAGACAGGCUGGUGAACAAUUUGCAAAAUUACAGGGCGGUGACUCUCAUUCUGUCAGUAACUGCUACGAUGAUCUGUGUUGUAAGGUAGAAAAGUAUGCAGACGAUUUAAAGAAGGUGGAGGGAGAGUAUGCAGAGCUGGCUGCCUCAGUUGGAAUGGGGCCUGAAUUUAAGGCCAAGGAUCGUCUUUUCUAUGGUUUGAUUAAUUAUAUGCAGUCUCCAGCAUUUGUGGAAAGCACGAAUGCUGGUUUUAGUAAUAAAUUUGAGGCAACCGAAGGAGUGAGACUUCAGAACUCUGGAAAGAAAACGUCGAAGUCAUUAGCUUUGUUGCACACAUCGAUCAGUUCAUUCUAUGAUCGGUUAAAGGAACAAGUACAUUAUAUUUUGAAUGCUUCAGUGGAAAGAAAGGAAAGAAGCGAAAGCUUUGUAUCUGAGUCUAGGAGUCUGAGCACUAAUUUAGAGGCGCAGGUAGAGAUGUGUAUGAUAUUGGUGGACUUUCUUAACGAGGUAGAAUAUUGCGUUGGUCAGGAGAUUUCUACUGUGGAAGAAAGUUUGACUGGAUCCGCUCACCGUGUUAAAGAGAACUGGGCUUUGAUCUUCCACAGAACCUUGCUCUCAUCUAAGACAUUAAUCGCACACAUGACAGAAGAUGUUGUACCAGAUGUUUUAAAAACGUACUUGGUCAAUAAUUCAGAUUUUAUGGAUGCCUUUGGAUUGAUCUCACAAAUCCGUGGAUCCAUAGAUACUGCACUGGAGCAUCUCAUAGAGAUAAAGGUGGAAAGAGAUUCGUUGGUUGAACUUCAGCAAGACUACUUCAAAAAGGUUAGCCAUAUUACCGAGGGGCAGCUAGCUCUUGAAAAAGCAGCUUUGAAAAGCAGGGAACACCUAUCGUGGGAAGAGGCAGAGGAGUUUUCAUCUCAAGGAGAGGCUUGCCGGACACAGAUGGACCAGCUUAAUCAAUCGUGGGGCCAGAGAGAGUUCCAAAUAUUAUCAUCGCUUAUAAAGAAAGAAGCGCAAGUUAAAAAUGCUCUUAUCUCAGCUGAGAAACAGUUCCAGCUGCUCACUAAUGCAAAUGAGUCCAAUAAGCCUAAUGAUCUCAAAAGUUCAGGGAUAUUGGUUGAAUUGGUUAAGCCUUUCAGUGAAUUGAAACAGCUAGAUAAAACAUUAUCCUCCUUAAGCAGCUCAGCUGUUUCUAUGUCAGAUUUGAUCCCUGCUUUUGGGGAUCUCCUGGGCUGUGGGAAAUCACUAUCUGAGAACAUGUCGCUUUUCAGAAGCGUACUUAAGGAUCAUUCCUUCUUCAUCUGGAAGGUAUGCAUCAUAUAUUCCUUCCUUGAUUCAUGUAUACAUGAUGCUACACCGUCUGCGGAUCAGACAUUAGGGUUUGAGCAGCUAAUUCUCCUUAUGAAGAAGAAGUUUGAGUUUCAACUUCAAGAACGAGUAGAUUGUUACCUGGCAGGAAGCGUUGCUCCUGCAUUUUUAUCUCAGCUGGAUAAAGAAAACGAGCGUUUGAAACACUUCUCAGAGGAAAACAGUGUUAGUGGGGAUCAAGUCAAACCAGAAAGUAGUCAUUUGAAACAAGUCCAUACAAUGCUCGAGGAAUAUUGCAAUGCUCAUGAAACUGCUAGCGCAGCAAAAUCAGCAGCAUCUCGUAUGAAAGAACAAAUUAAGGAAAUACGUGAUGCUCUUCGCCGGACAAGCCUCGAUAUUGUCCAAAUGGAAUGGAUGAACGACACUACAUUGACCCCAUCACAAAAUAUUAGGACUACACUGCAACAAUCAUUAGCCAGUGAUGAUAACUUACAUCCUAUAUUCUUAGACCUCAACAGAGCCAAGUUGCUCGAAAGUAUACGUUCCGCUAUUCCCCAAAUCACUAGGUCGAUAGAAAGACUACAAGCUUGCGAACAAAACUCAAUCACAGCUGAAGGACAGCUAGAGAGAGCAAUGGGGUGGGCCUGCGGUGGAUCUAGUUCCUCGGCCAAGAUGUCUGGUAUUCCUACUGAAUUUCAUGACCAUUUGUCGAGACGCCGGCAGUUGCUUUGGGAUGCUAGAGAGAAGGCAUCAAACAUUGCCAAAAUAUGUAUGUCUCUUCUGGAGUUUGAAGCAUCAAGAGACGGAGUUUGCCUAAACCCACGUGAAGCUCUUGAGCGUGAUGCAAAAAUCAGGGGGGACUCCAGGGCAUGGCAGGAAACUUAUCAGAACUUAGUUUCACGACUGGAGGUUACCUAUAAAUCUUUCACAGAUAUUGAACAAGAAUGGAAGCUUGCGCAAGCCAGCGUGGAAGCUGCCUCGACUGCCCUAUAUUCUGCCACUAAUGAGCUUUCUAUUACCUCCCUAAAAGCUAAGUCUGCGUCAGGUGAUCUGCAAAGUACUAUUCUCUCAAUGAGAGAUUGCACGCGUGAAGCUAGUGUUGCAUUAUCUUCUUUUAUCCGGGUAUCAAGAGGCCAAACUGCUCUGACUACAGAAUCUGGUGCAAUGCUCAAAGAGGUUCUUGCAACAACAGAGGAUCUGCAUGAUGUUCAUAGUUUGGGAAAGGAGGCAGCCACUUUGCAUCGUUCUCUCAUGGAUGAUCUUUCAAAGGCUAAUGCAAUCCUUACUCCGUUAGAGUCAACUUUGUCAAAGGAUGAUGCUCUUAUUGCUGAAGCUAUGACCAGGGAAAGCAAGACAAACAUCGAAGUUUCGUCGAAACAUGGACAAGCUAUAUACCAGUCUUAUGGUGUUAAAAUUAGAGAGAGUUAUCAGAACCUUAGGCCCUUGGUACCAUCUAUUGUAACUUCGGUGAAGGGUCUGUAUACAAUGUUAACUAGGCUCGCACAAAUUGCAAGUGAACAAUCUGAGGUUCGAAGUGAUGCGGCAUCUCCUCCAACACAGGCGCAUACUCGAAUCACAAGAGGUAAAAACGCUUAUGCACUGUCAGUUCUCAAGUCCAUGGAGAUGAAGAUAGAUGGUCGAAACAUUGCUGACAACAAGGAGAUUAGCAUUCCAGAGCAGGUGGAUUAUCUAAUCAAGCAGGCCACAAGUGUUGAUAACCUCUGUAACAUGUAUGAAGGAUGGACUCCAUGGAUUUAGACAAAUGAUUCGAAGCAUACAGAAGCUUAACCAACAGAGCACUUCAAGUCACUGAAGAGGCCACAUCAGGUUAUUGCUGACACAUUUGGUAUCUGAUGAAGUUGCACUCAACCGGGUCAUUGGUGUUAGAAAGCGGCUCUACCUUUUGCUUGAAUCGGGCAUGUCUACAAACAGGUUUUAAGAUUCAACGUUGUGGCUGUCUUAUCGAGCGCACAAACGCGACUUUAAGGUCUUGGAAUCAUAAGCAGAACACGGUGGAGAUGGGAGAUGCGUUACAAACUUUUUGGGGCUUCUUUCGAUGGAGCUCAGGGUCUACUUUUGCUCCUAACCUUUCAGAUGCAGCCGCACGAAGUUAAAACUCGAACAUCCUCUUGUGUGCACAGUUUGCGUUUGGUGAUUACUGGGGAAACAGUUUGCAUAUUAGCAUCAGUCACUAUUGUGAUCACUUAAUUAUUAAUAAAUUAAUCAAAUAUUUACGAAACCAGUUACUCUUUCAACAAUUGAGAGUAAUAUGCCUAUCCAGUUUUUAUGUUUUCA
This is a messenger RNA of Eutrema salsugineum, 11433 nucleotides long. Its product is annotated as serine/threonine-protein kinase SMG1. Gene Ontology annotation, molecular function: protein serine/threonine kinase activity; protein binding. The coding region runs from base 97 to 10896 and encodes 3599 amino acids. Gene Ontology annotation, biological process: nuclear-transcribed mRNA catabolic process, nonsense-mediated decay; phosphorylation. The record is from RefSeq and is a predicted model, not a curated record. Gene Ontology annotation, cellular component: nucleus. The transcript has 15 exons. Lineage: Eukaryota; Viridiplantae; Streptophyta; Magnoliopsida; Brassicales; Brassicaceae.